AUGUUUGGGAAGGAACUUGACCAAGAGCUCAAGGAACUCGUCAGCUCCUUGCAAGACCAAGGAAUUUUGGACGAGCAAUUUGAUCAAAUGAAAGCAGUUCAGAAUGAACAAAAUCCUUGCUUUGUUGUGAAUUUGAUCACCACAUUCCUUGGUGAUGCUGAAAAUAUUUUGGCACAACUCAGGACAUAUCUGAGUGCUGAGGAUCCUGAUGAAGUCAACUAUCCCCAAGUGGCAACUCUUGCCCUCACGCUCAAGGGAAGUAGCUCAAGUGUUGGUGGUUGCCGGAUGGCGUUAGCCUGUAGCCAGCUCCGAGAUGUAAGCGAUGUAAAUGACCAUGAAGGGUGCAUUAUUGUUCUUGACCUUGUUAACCAACAGUUUCUCGUCUUGCGGGAGAAUCUGAAUCACAUUGUUCAGAUGGAACGCGCAAUCCAUGAAAAUGAGGUCAUCAAAAGGCGCAAUAUGUAG
Molecule: messenger RNA, 465 nt
Organism: Prunus armeniaca (apricot)
Lineage: Eukaryota; Viridiplantae; Streptophyta; Magnoliopsida; Rosales; Rosaceae
Source: the annotation of a GenBank genome assembly